GGAGAUCGUUCCAGUGUCACGUAUUUGACGAUCUCGAUCCAUGAGCCAACAGUGCUCGAAGGAAUUGGUUGAAAAUCACGUUUUAAUCUCAGCGGCAACACAAGGAAUGUGACCAUGUCAUUCAAGUCUUUUUAUCCCAUUCUAUCCGGUAAGUUUUCUUACACGGUAAGUUUUCUUACACUGCAAGGAAUAUUAGUCUAUGGAUUAUAACAGAGCAAAGAAUGGUUUGGCAGCAGUCCAGAUCAGCCACAAGGUAACUUUAAAAAGUUCUUGGGUCGUACUCUCGAGUCGUGACAAAAAAAAAAAAAAAUGAAAAUCCGGCCACUAGAUAAUGUACCAACCCUUUACCCAAGUUGACUUCGGGACUCAAGAGUACAACGCCAGAGAUCCAACCGGAACGUAGUAGGAGAUCCAUAAUACUGUACAAAGGUCAUGCGUGUGUAUUUCUCGUCUCUGUUUCAUCAACUAUUAUUCAGUUUUUCAUCAUAUUUUCUAAUUAUAAUAAAUAAGAACAAUGAAUACAAGUAAUAUUUUAUUCCCUGUUGUAAAUGUAUGUCUAAACGUUAAUUUCAAAAAGGAAGCGAUUAGAUGAUCAUACAGUGAAGACAGCUAUGACUUUGUUCGUGAGUAACUCCGCUGACCGUUACAAAAUCCGAGUUUAACCACCGUUUACGCUUGUAAUCGUUUCCCAUAUGCAUUGUUUUGUCGAUUUUCCUUACUUUUACAGAGGUAGAGGUAUAAGUGCUUCCUAUUCUUAGUUGGGGUGGCUUUUCCUUUAUAUCGUAGCCUGAAUAUCAGGCUCUCUGAAGGGGAUUGGGUGUUGGUUGACAGAGGUCAUGCAGCAGAGGUCACCUAGCCUUCUCCCUCUCCGGUGUAGUCAUAAUCCCGGCGUUGUGAAUAUAGCACCGGUGGUAUCCAACAAACCGCCUCUGUAAGGUCAGCAUCCACUCAUUCUCUACCAAAAAUGGCUGCUUCAAUACUGAGAGGCUUGAGGAAGACGAAAUUGUGUCAAGUACGAGGAMUAGCUACGAGCAUGGCAACGGCCAAAAAGUUGAAUUUUCCUCUGUCACCGAAUGAAAUGCCAAGGUCUGGUGGAAUUGCCACCAUGAUGAGGUUGCCAUUGGAGAAGACAGCUAAUGGACUCGAUGCUUGCUUUGUUGGAGUUCCUUUCGAUUCUGGGGCAUCAAACAGAGUAGGAACAAGGUUUGGACCACGUCAAAUAAGACAUGAAUCAUCCAUGUUACGUCCUUACAAUCCUGCGACUGGUGCUGCGCCRUUUGAGUCAUUGAUGGUGGCUGAUAUUGGUGAUAUAUCUGUGAAUACAUACAAUAUCAAGCAUUCCAUGGAACUGAUUGAAGAUAAAAUCAGUGAAAUCCUUCAGGAGGGGUGCACGCCACUUGUCUUAGGAGGCUGCCACACCAUUACUUAUGGAAUUUUAAAAGCAAUGAAGGCUAAGUAUGGACCUGUUGGGAUGAUUCAUGUUGAUGCUCAUUCAGAUACAAGUCCAGCUAUGUAUGGCGAACCUAUUUAUCAUGGAAGUCCAUUUUACCUGGCUGUGGAGGAAGGAUUAUUGGACUGCGAGAGAGUUGUUCAGAUUGGUUUGAGAGGCCCGUGGUAUGAUGGCUCUGUUUAUCAUUAUCCAAAGGAAAAGGGCUUCAAAGUUGUCCCUGCAAAUGAAUGCUGGCACAAGUCUCUUGAGCCUUUAAUGCAAGAGGUACGUCAACAGAUGGGAAGUGGCCCUGUCUACAUCAGCUUUGAUAUCGAUGGUCUUGACCCUGCCUUUGCACCGGGAACAGGAACACCAGAAGUAGGAGGACUGACAAGUAUCCAAGGAUUAGAGAUUAUUCGUGGUUGUCAGGGAUUACAUAUAGUUGGAGGCGACCUUGUGGAGGUUUCUCCUCCUUACGAUCCCCUAGGAACAACAGCAUUACACGGGGCRAACCUGUUGUUUGAAAUGCUUUGCGUUUUGCCAGGGGUGAAACACUCCCAAAACUAAAAAAACAUAUGUUUCAGACUGUUAGUGUCACUCAAUGAUUUUUUUAAAUGUAAGAUAGAUAAGUAUUAUCAAACUCGAAAUUGAAUGUAGGAUACAGUUAUUAAAAUUAAUAGUUGAA
Messenger RNA from Exaiptasia diaphana, 2114 nucleotides. RefSeq names its product guanidinobutyrase. The record is from RefSeq and is a predicted model, not a curated record. Gene Ontology annotation, molecular function: metal ion binding; agmatinase activity. The transcript has 6 exons. Bases 965 to 1996 code for a protein of 343 amino acids. Lineage: Eukaryota; Metazoa; Cnidaria; Anthozoa; Actiniaria; Aiptasiidae.